This is a messenger RNA of Triplophysa dalaica, 1392 nucleotides long. RefSeq names its product CIMAP1 family member D (gene cimap1d). Gene Ontology annotation, cellular component: cytoskeleton. The record is from RefSeq and is a predicted model, not a curated record. NCBI's taxonomy places the organism in Eukaryota, Metazoa, Chordata, Actinopteri, Cypriniformes, Nemacheilidae. The coding region runs from base 570 to 1322 and encodes 250 amino acids. The transcript has 4 exons.
UAGUGUUACGUGAAAAUGAAUUCAAGUGAUGACACCUGUUUCUCAAAUGCAUGUGUAUAUUUUAUGGGUUUGAGUCCCUGAUUGAGCCGUGCGACUUCUGAAAAUUACUCCUAAGCAUUUAGUUUUCCACUUGAUAGGCUCUGACAUCAUCAGAUGGUGUACGGUGAAGAACUUGACUGGACUUGUCCGAUCUGAGAGAGGUCAGGGUUAAAUUGUGUCGUGGAGGACGUUGGAUAUAUAAUACCAUAACCGGCAAUCUGAAGACAUGCGGGUGUAUGUAGUUCAGAGGGAGAAGUCUAAUAAUGGGUCUUGGAAGAAAUUACUUCCAGCUUUGAUGUUAUGAAGAUCAGAAGAAUCUUACGCCUACCGGAUCUGCGAUUUUGGAAGUGGCUAUUUAAAAUGGACCUCUAUGUAGAAUAACUUAUUUUGCGGUGAAUGUGAAUUGCUUGGCCUUGAGCUCUUUUUAGUUAAACUUCGAAAUUGUGAAUAGGCCUAAAUACAAAUUUAAAGCAAAUAGAGCUACAUUUAAAUAAUAUAGAUUUCGCCCGUUUGUAAAUGCUAUCGUAACCAUGAGUGAGAUGGAGAGGAAACGUCCAGGCAUUGCUGGAAAAGAAAAAGGACCAGGGCCCGGGCGAUAUGUCCUACCACCAAUGAUUGGAUUUGUAGGCCAUGAUUUUACAAAGUUGACUAGUCCUGCUUACUCUUUUCACGGCAGAACGAGUGACAAUAUGUACAGCAUAGACAUCAAUCCAGGGCCGAAAUAUCAUAUUGAUGCAAAACUUACUCGUUUUGGAAGGGAUGGCACCCCAGCCUAUUCCAUACAUGGAAGAAUGAAAAAUCGAGCAGGAUUUUUCUGCACUCCAGGACCAGGAGCAUACAGCCCCGAGAGGGCAGCUCUUGGCAGCACCCAUCGCAAACCACCAUCCUACACCAUGGGCUACCGCACUCAGUAUCGCUCUGUCGACGCCGUACCCGCCCCAAACAAAUACAACCUUCCUUCACUCAUGGGCUCCCACGUCCUGACCAAGACAUCCAGUGCCAGUUACACCAUCUCUGGAAGAUCCAAAACCGGGGGUCAUGCUGAGGACUUGUCUAAAACUCCAGGCCCUGGCAGAUAUAACAGCACAGAUCCCAGCAUCUAUCAACCAAAACAACCAGCUUUCUCUAUGCUUGGUAGACACGCGAACACGAGAGAGUCCACGUUAGUACCAGGUCCUGGAAGUCACAACCCUGAGAAAGUGACAGUGCACAAACCUAGACCCCCUGCUUUCUCUUUAGGCAUCAGACAUUCAGAGUUUGUAACCCCUUUAGUUUUAGAUUAGUCAAGUAGUUUGUACCUGUGAGUACAGAAUAUGACUUUUAAUGUAAUAAUUAGUGUUUUUCUUACAUUUA